AUCACACAGCUGAUCAUGUCUGAUGCUGGACAGUACAGCUGUGCUGUGGCUGAAUCUCCAUCAUCAGUUUCAUACCAACAGUUUGAAGUUGUUGUUGCUGAAGCACUGCUGGAUGGAAACGAUCCUGCUCAGCUGAAACACUUCAAUAAAGAAACUGGAAGCUCUCUCACAGUUGGAUGUUCCUUUAAACACUCUGCAAGGAGGAAGUACUUCUGCAGGGGAGAAUGUGAAAGAGAUGGGAUUUUAAUCGAGACUCAGGGUGCCAGAGCUCAGAGAGACAGAUACAGCGCUGAAUAUGAAAAAGAAUCUGGUACAAGUGGUAUUCUGUAUGUGACCAUUAAACAGCUGAGGGAGUCUGACUCAGGACGGUACAGAUGUUACCUGGACACAUCCUUUACUACUGAUCCAUACAGAGAGUUUGAGAUUACUGUCACAGAAGUCCUCCCAUCAGCCUCCACAACUUUCACUGGAACCACUGAGCAGUCUGAGAGGACAGCAUCUACAGUCCUCCCAUCAGCCUCCACACCUCCAUCAACUUUCACUGGAACCACUGAGCAGUCUGAGAGGACAGCAUCUACAGAUGUGGUGCCGUUUGUGGGUCUGACUCUGGCUCUCAUCAUCAUCCUGUUAUCAGUGUCAGUGCUGAUAUUCUGCAAGAACAGAUCCUCUAAACCAAAGGAUCCUCCUGUGGGAACUGAACACGCUGCUGUCACAGAGACCAACACAGUGUAUGAGAAUAUCCGAGCAGAGGGCAGACACAGCAGACCUCCAGCCACUUCUCAGCACAAAGAUAGAAGAAGAGCAGCAGACAGCGGACAGAAUUCCAGAGGAAAAGUGAGCACUUCAGAUGUGGCCAAAGAAAAACCUAAUCGUAACCCUCAGUGGUUCGCCAGUGACCUGAUGGAUGUCAAAGAUUAA
Molecule: messenger RNA, 918 nt
Organism: Pundamilia nyererei
Lineage: Eukaryota; Metazoa; Chordata; Actinopteri; Cichliformes; Cichlidae
Exons: 9
Coding region: 16-918 (300 amino acids)
Cellular component (GO): plasma membrane
Molecular function (GO): transmembrane signaling receptor activity
Source: RefSeq, a predicted model, not a curated record